AUGUCUGUGGAGGAACACUGCUCGACCAAUGCUUCUGACUGGACAGUAAUUCUGGGACGGCUCAAACAGAGCAGCUCCAACACCUAUGAGGCCGUUAUAAGUGUGACCAAAAUCUCAAUCAGCAGUGAUCUGGUCAACAACGUAGCAGUACUGCAGUUGUCUCGUAAGCCAACGCUUUCAGACUACAUUCAGCCCAUAUGUGUGGACCUGGGGGACAACAGCUUCCCUGUCAACACUCAAUGCUGGGCAUCUGGCUGGGGAUCAGGAGGAGGAGCUGAGCAAACUCUUCAGCAGUUCAACACUACUAUAGUGGAGUGUGGGAGCGCAUCCUCAUCUAACAAAACCAUCUGCACUGGAGUCAUGCCCUUAGAACAGACUAGUAUUGGCGGCCCUCUGAUGUGUAAAGUUGACCAAUCAUGGGUCCAGCCUGCAGUUUUGACUCUGGUUCCCAAGGUGCCUCGUGCCUCUGACGUCCAGGUCUUCAUUAAAAUCUCAAGUGUCUCAGAAUUCCUGCAGGAGGUGGUGGGCACUUUCCCUCCAAAAGCCAACACCACAUCUUCCAACACCACCACCAUCGAGCCUGUCAGUUCCAGUACAUCUUCAUUGCUCUUCUUUACGUCUCUCCUUCUGCUCUCUCUUCCUGUUCUCAUUUAAACGUUCAGUUAAGAAUGAGCAAGUUA
Molecule: messenger RNA, 680 nt
Organism: Pygocentrus nattereri (red-bellied piranha)
Lineage: Eukaryota; Metazoa; Chordata; Actinopteri; Characiformes; Serrasalmidae
Product: serine protease 27-like
Exons: 4
Coding region: 1-654 (217 amino acids)
Biological process (GO): proteolysis
Molecular function (GO): serine-type endopeptidase activity
Source: RefSeq, a predicted model, not a curated record